This is a messenger RNA of Cephus cinctus (wheat stem sawfly), 3327 nucleotides long. RefSeq names its product protein odd-skipped (gene odd). The record is from RefSeq and is a predicted model, not a curated record. Gene Ontology annotation, cellular component: nucleus. The transcript is spliced from 4 exons. Gene Ontology annotation, biological process: regulation of transcription by RNA polymerase II; embryo development; embryonic hindgut morphogenesis. Bases 1604 to 2431 code for a protein of 275 amino acids. Gene Ontology annotation, molecular function: RNA polymerase II transcription regulatory region sequence-specific DNA binding; DNA-binding transcription factor activity, RNA polymerase II-specific. Lineage: Eukaryota; Metazoa; Arthropoda; Insecta; Hymenoptera; Cephidae.
AAUGAAUACAUAUAUUUCUAUCUAAAGCUAACGAAGCCUAUAGGCAAUUAUAUUGUAUCAACGAUAAGAAUAACCGAGCACUUUUAAGACCAUCGGUAUUAAUCAGAACAGAGGUGAUUGCUGCUAAGAAAGUUCUUAGAAUACAUCGUAAAGUCAGGAGGUGCGGAGAAGUUUUAGAUUUUGAGUAUUCCAGGAUGUCAACGUGAAUUUCGUAGGUGUGAAUAUCAUGAAUACUGUGAGUGUCGUAGGAAAACGACACACGCCAAGGUGCCGUCGGAACCGAAGCAUUCGUGAAGGUGGGGCGAACAUCAAAGGCGCCGCUAUCUCAUAGCGACGCAACUCAUUUUAUGUGUGUGCGAUGUGUGUUCGGACUUCCAGCCGGGACGUUCAGUCCUGUGAUAUAUAAUGUCCCUAGAUAUUGGAUCCGAUCGUAUAAAUUGUCACUGAGUUGGUAACUGCAUACUAGCGCUGCCACGCGCACUGCCACUCAACUAACAAUAAGUCAUUUUCCAGCCUUGUCCGACACUGCGAAAACACUCAUAGCUUUUUAUAAUGCACGAGGAGCACCAGUUCAUCGGCGAAGCGUCAAAUAUAAAUGUUCGUACUUCAAGUUCUUAGUAAAAUAUGAAGCCUAUCACUGAAUAAUGUUAUUUCACGAGAUAUUUCUUGACCAACUUUAUUCGUUUCUUUUUCAAUACACCAACCGAAAUACGUAGGCUGUGUCGCAGAAGAACGACAACCAGCCACGUGGUAACUUUAGUUCUUUGGAAUUCUGCGUAUCGACGGCUCCUCUCUUCAUGGCCACACACGUACUCUCCGAACGUGGUAUGUGACACCCUGAACUGUACGAUGGAAGAGCAUUGGGCAUCUGUUCUGCUGUUGAGACUAAGCAGAUAUUCCGCCUAAGGAUGCUGCUUGAUCGAAUGCAACGUUUAUAGGCACGAUUGUGCAGAUGCAUACGAGCGACAAGAGAGUGUUAUCAGUAUUGAUAAAAAAAAGGCAACUCUGACGUAAUAAUAAAGUCCGCUUUUAACAUAUGACCGUGACUGGUGGUGGUAGCGUUGUCGUGCUAUUGGCAGCGAUAGUUUGGUAGAGUGUUGGUAUUGGUCGUAAAAGCGUAUAAGAACGAGUAAAGGUUCCGUAUGGUAGAACGAAACUAGGAACAAGCAGGGGUAGCGUCGCGACGCCCUGAGGCGCCGUCCCGGAAGCCACGCCCCUGUGGAAGUCGCCGCCAACCGGGAGUCCAAACUUCCCGAACGGGAGGAGCCGCCACCUCCUGUGUCAGGUAAACCCGAAGGACUCGUUGCACACUUCAGUAUCGCUCGAACCCUCGAGUAGAGAGCUUCUUGUUCUUUUUUUUUGACCUCACGUUCCCACCAAUACAUCAGGCAGGCACUUUUCGGUACUUGUUCCAAAGUAGAAGGGACCACCCUGUAGAGAAGGAACCAAGGUGCUCAUAAGUACAUGGGACUUUAAGGCAGGGAGCAGUGAAGUGAAUGUGAAUGGUGAAAUAAUAAUAUAAAAUUGUUACCAACCUAAGAAGACAAAUUUGAAAAGCACACACCGUGAAUACUUGCUGAGGGAUAAAGAGGCUUCUCAGAUAAUGGAAACCAAGAUGGAGCCUCUAACGCCACCCCAUACGCCUCCCUCCGGCGAGCUGGUCCAUCCCCAUAGAACGUCACCACCGCGAUGGAUUCGCUCCCAGCUUCACGUACCACAUCAGCAACAUCAUCAGGCACAUCCGGCUGGUUAUCACGCAACCUUUCUGGACCACUGGUUACGGGGUGCUGCUCUCUUGGCCGUUAGGGGCUGCUGUCCGCAAACCUCACCUCACCAUCACGGACCGCAGCAUCCGUUGAUCCAUCCAGGGAUGCAAGUACCACCGCCGGCCUCAUUCCUCAGCCGACGAGUACCUGGUCAGCGACCCAAGAAACAGUUCAUCUGCAAAUUUUGUAACAGACAGUUCACCAAGAGCUACAAUCUUCUUAUACACGAAAGGACUCAUACUGACGAGAGACCUUACUCGUGUGACAUCUGCGGCAAGGCCUUUAGGAGACAAGAUCAUCUUCGGGAUCACAGAUACAUACACAGCAAAGAGAAGCCUUUCAAAUGCGGCGAAUGCGGCAAAGGAUUCUGCCAGAGCAGAACCUUGGCAGUGCACAAGAUCGUACAUAUGGAAGAAUCGCCGCACAAAUGUCCAGUCUGCGCCAGAAGUUUCAAUCAACGUAGUAAUCUGAAGACACAUUUGUUAACGCACACGGAAGCACCACAGGAUCUCAGAGUGGACGUGCCGGCGCCUAUGGAAACCGGAAUGACAGCGUCAACGACGAUUCGGCAGAUUACAGAGAGACUCGGCGGACUUCAUGCACCACAGAAAACGACUACAACCCCAAAAUUGGGUUUCAGUAUAGAAGAGAUAAUGCGACGUUAGAUCUCGUAUCCAUUGCACCUCGCGUAUAUAUAUAUAUAGUGAAUACCAUUGUAAAUAAUCAUCUGUGCAUCCUUCUUGUUAAAAAAUCAUUCCAGUGUAGCUUGUUGCGCAACGGCCAAUUUUUUAAUUUUAAUUUUCAAAAACAUAGAACGAACACAUAGAAUACAGAUAAGACAUAAAAUCGAGAUUGAUAACGAUUCUGUGCAAUUUUGUUGUAGCGAGAAAAUUGUGGCAUUACAUCAAAAUCGAUUUUUCAAAUUCAAAGCUAGUACCGUUUCUUAUGUCACUUUUCGAAAUAAUUACUAGCUGUAGAUAUAUAACGAGAAAAACAUAUUGGCAACGAACCGAUAAUUAGCUAUUUCAAUGUUAAUGUAAAGAAUAUCCAGUUGGAUCGAAUUUCACUUAAAUUAUUGAUUUCAAUAUUUUAGUCGAGAAACAGGAACUUUCAACUUAUUCUACUUCUAGGUUUAAGUACAACGAAUCAAGGGUGCAAAGUGUCUCCUUGAAUAAUGAUCCGGCGUGGAUCUUUGAUAAACGAGAAAAAUCCUAAUCUCUCAUAGCGAAGGCGUAGUCAUUUCGAAAGGACAUAAAUGUUAGAAAAAGAUAGGGAUCCCGUUCGUGGCUCGCAUACUGUAAAUAGGAUUUUUCAAGGCCCCAAUAGGUACCCGGUUGGGUCCGCGUCGAGUCCUGCAGACCCAAGCAGACCCAUGGGACCACCCACGCGCACGUCUUGUACAUAGUACAACAUAGUCGAAAGAGGACUCCGUUUUUGUGCGUGGAGCCCCCCAUUUUAUGCGCAUCCCGUCGUGUCCCUUUCGAUGUUACCACUAAUUUAAGAUCGGUGUACAUAACAUAUAUAUAUAUAUAUAUAUAUAUAUAUAUAUAUAUAUAUACAU